Molecule: messenger RNA, 6585 nt
Organism: Anopheles merus
Lineage: Eukaryota; Metazoa; Arthropoda; Insecta; Diptera; Culicidae
Product: protein unc-79 homolog
Molecular function (GO): protein binding
Source: RefSeq, a predicted model, not a curated record
UCGAGGAUGAAUCUGGCAACACAUCGGCUAUUUCUGACGACGAAGUGCCCAUGAGCAAGUGCAUGGAGUUUUCGACCGAUGCCGAACACAAUCUCACAUGUUGUGUACUGAUGUUAGAUAUCUGUUGCGCCAGAUGGAGCUUCAGGAAAUUGAGAUGCAUUCGGGCAUUUACACGACCGUGGCCGACAACGUUUGCCGUUUGCUAAAGUGCAUGGUAACAGCUGCUAAUGUGGGCAUGGGCAAUCACAGCUGCCGGCUGAUGGAUUGCGCAUACUGCGAAACUUCUGUCAUGUGGCAUCAGCUUUCGACCAAGCUGGUUCAAUAUCUAGCACCGGUAAAUCCUGUUAACCCGCCCGAUCCUCCGAUGCAGAUGGUGAUAGAUGAUGAAAAAACGCGCAAGAGCCCACCAGAAUGGAAAAGGAAGCUAUCAAACGAACGUGACAUGUCUCUUUCGAUGGCGCCUUUACACAUACCGCUUGGGCCAUUAGUCAUUAUAAUGGCAGGUCCAGUACCGGUAGCAGUUCCACAGCCGGAACCUCACUCGAUCAUGACCGCCACGGUGGAAACAGUCUCGGAACAAUUAGACCUGGCUGCAAUAAUACCUUCGGAAAAGGUGGUACCGGCGGUGGCACGAUCUGUUACGUUGUCCGAAGCCGACGUCGCUACUGCUACGGUGCAGAUUGCGAAACCGAAUGUGAUUGGCGAAAGCAGCUCUGAAGGUGGCGGCCUUGAUUCGGAAAAUCUAGACGGAUCCCAUCCAUUCGAUGGAGACGAGGAGUUUUGGCACACAUCGGUUGGAAAAUUCAAGUUUUCCAUCGACGCUCUGCCUCAGUCUUUACAGUUCAUCUAUCAACUGUUGAAGGAAAUCCCAAACAUCGACAAAGCUGAUAUACUAUACUACGUACUGCAAUGCCUGAACGUGAUGGUCCUGCAUGGCGAUGCUUUCGUAAAGGCCGCUCGAGAUAAUCGGGGAUUCUUCAUUUGGUGUCAAGAGAAUAUGCUAAUCAAAAACUUGUGGGACCUGUGCACCGCUGCUCAGUCGCACAUUUGCCAAGUAACUGUGCCAACUUUGCUGCACUGCAUCACGCUUCCAAUGGGAUCAGAUGUAUUUUGGAAAGUAAUCCAGGAAGCAUUUCAUGACGCCGAUUGGAGAGUUCGGUUUGAGGCGGUAGAGCGUGUUACUGUGAUCACUCGAUUCAUGGACAGCACUCCUCUUCGGGCCGAGGUCAGCCUACAAACAUCGCUAGCCACUGCGUUUUGCCAUCUAAUUGCGGCGUGCGAUGAUAUCAACGUGCACGUGGCUCAACGUGCAACCUUAUACCUUGGAACCAUCCACGAUUAUGCCAUCCAAGCACUGCUGUAUUGUCUUGAAAGUCAGUUUGACAAGUUCAUCGUAGACCGGCCUGUGGUGUUGCAAUCGAUCUAUCAGCUACACAAUUCGCUAUCCGACCGCAAGGUACUCACGUGGGAUUUUUUCUUAAACCGCUUUGAUACGCUAUUUGUGGAGGCGCAAGUAAACCUGGAACGGGCGGGAGACAUUUCGUAUUUACGCGAUCUGCGAAACAGUGAAAAUGGGAGCGAGAUCCUUUCAAUGAAGAUAAACAAGGCCCGGGAAGCGUUGAGUCAGUCCGACACGACCGGAAGCAUGUCAAAAACGCUAAGCGCUUCCUUUGGUACUAAAUGGCCCUACAAGCGCACGAUGUCCGCGCCAGCAACAAUAAUACCGCGUCAGGAAUCAAAAAUCGAAAAAGAAAAAGUGUACAGCCGCCAAGUGUCUGCACCGAUUUUGAAGAGGAAAAGCUCUCGUUUUGGGCUAGAUGGACACGUUCAUUCGAUCAGCGGUCAGAAUGAAGAUUUUCACAUGGGAAGCCUGUAUCGAGUGAUCGAUCUAGAAGAAGCGGACAAGGAAACGAUCCACCUGCUUGUCUUCCUUCUGAUGCAGUUCAUGUCUCGGCCUGAUCUGGCUUAUCCCACGGAUGAGAAACCACUGUUCAAAAUUCAGUCCAUCGUGCUCCGGCACCUGUAUCUUCUUUUGGGCUACAAUCAGGGGGAAAAGUUCUUCCAUGUGUCGCCUGCCCGCCUGCGCUGCUCAUCCGUAUUCAAUGCAUUUAUGGCCAAUCUCCCGCAGGUGCUUGAUCAGAACCAUCAAAUGGGUUGGCUGCUACUGCCAACCGUUAUCCAGCUGCUGCUCUACGCUCCGAAUCAGGCAAACGGAGGCUUCCUGCCGCCAGGAACGGCUAGCGGAGCAGAUCAAAAUCACCACAAUAAUGUCGUAACGUACAAUUUUUCCAUCUGGUAUCUAGAGCCGCAUGUGCGACGGAACUGGCUGAUGUCGUUACUGGUCAUUUUGUACAAGUACCAGUAUAAUCAGGCUUCCAUGGCCGAUCAGGUGCAGAAUUUGAUUCGUCUUGUUAUCAAUUCGCUGGAUGCACAGUUUCACAAAUGUCGACGUAUUCCGACAACCAUCAUUAUGGAUUAUUCUGCGACACGCUUACGCAAUCAAAGUCAACCUUCGCUCGGCGCCACCUCGGAGCUGGGAGAUGAAAAACGGACAACAAACGAUAGCAGCCCACCGUACAGCCCGCUGCAAACUGCGACACUUUCAAUGUAUGGAUGUGAGGAAUCGUCCAAAUGUCGCUCAUCCAGAGGUAAGAGUGCUGGUGGUAGCAAGGCACGCAAGCAUGCUGAGGUCGAUGGAGACGACACAGAAUCGGAGCUGGUCGUCAUACCGGAGAGCGAUGUGAGCGACAGCACAAUUCAGGAGAGCAGUGUUCAGGGAUCGCUAGAGGAUACGGCUAGCAAUGACGACGAUUCCAAUGUAUUAAAACUUGAUACGGCAGGAAAGAUGAAGGAAGGUCUCGCUAGUCUUAGUCGAACAAACUUGUCCAUAAUUUGCGGAGCUCCAAAAAUUGCCCCAGUGGCACAUACAUCGCUGCCGACAAAAUCGAAAAAAUCUCAGCAACCUACUUUGUCGCUUGAACAAACAGAUGCGGCAGGUAGCAGUAAUGCUAACAGUAAGGAUACCGAGGGAAAGGGUCCCACUGGUAAUAAGACGGAAAAACCGGAGAAAACAAGCAGCAAUAUUUUCCGUAUGCCGUCAGCCUUUCAAAUGAACUCUCAAAAAUGUUCCGUUCAGGAGGGCGUUCGUAUGAUGGUUACAUCAUCUAUGCUAGGCCAACCGAAAGCACAAGCAAUUUUAAAUCCCUUUGCUAAUGUGCAGAAAGCAAUCGUCGUUACACAAAGCACCACCAGCAGCGGUAGCAGUGUACCGAAUGGAGCAAAGGAUGUACCCUCAAAAACAAGCCAAUCGUGUGCUAAACAAGAUGAAUCUCUAGGUUGCAGGAAGACAACAAACACAACGAACACAAAGUUGGAUUCUGAACAAACGAGCCGGGCACCUGGUACAGAUCCUCACACAUUCAAGUUAUCUUGCGAACGAUCCAGUGCUACAUGUGUACAACCAACGGAUAUUAAUGAGCGCAACUCUCCGGUGUAUGAUCCUCUAGCAGAAGCCACUAAAACAUCAAGCUGCCCUGUUUCCGCUAUUCCCGCUGGAUUAGGUAAAAGCUACCUACAACAAAUACCAAUUCCAACGCCGGAACGAUUGCUACCAAUCGGGCAGUAUGCAACAGAGAGCGUAAGCACUAUUGUGGAAAGAGUACGGGAAGGAUUGGCGAUUCCAGAAGGAACGAGCUCCAAUGAAACCACUGAUGAUCGAUCCGAUAGUGCUGCCAGCUGUUGUCACACACGAGAUAUAUCGUCGUCAUCUCCAAGAAAGCUAACGAAGCAGAGUGCCCUAGAAUCUCCACCCCAGGCCCUGGAUAAUGAGAAUGGGCCUGCAGGAACUAGUAUUAGCAAUCCUUAUGCUUCGCACGGUUUGCCAGAAAGAGAAUUAAUGACAUCGGAUGGCAUUAAUAAAGAGAUCCAACCACCUCAGAAAUAUUCUAAAAGAACAAAAGUGUUUAGUGACGGUUCGAAGGACACACGUGUAAAGUAUGCUGGCUCCUGGGCUCCUGACACUAAGGAUGAUGGAUCAGAAAUUGAUGAUCCUGAGAGCUCAUCUUGUCCGGAAAAAUCAAGUAGCCUGCGGAUUGGUGAUGAGUGUAUCUGUCACCGCUGUACAGAGUGUGGAGCGGUGAAAGAGGAGUAUACAGAUGAAGAAAUGGGCAUAAUGUUAAUCGUGCUUGGUACCUUCAUCCACCGGGAACCUUCUCUAGGAGCACCGUUCUUACCGGAAAUACUAACUAUCGUCUCAAGAAUUUCUUUACACCCGACAUUUCCAUGGCGUUGUGAAAGCUUAACUCAUUUGCCAGGUGGUUCACAAUCAGUUGCACACCAGUUCAUUCGAUGUGUUCUGCAUCAGCUUGCUCCUAAUGGCGUAUUUUAUCAAGUUUUUUUAACCCAGAAAGAUGAAACAACUCGUAAGCGAUUCUAUCGAAGUGUGUCCAACAGUUUGAACGAUUUCUCCGAGCUGAACCCAACAAGCCCAAUACAAAUGCUUGCCGAAACGCUGAAUGCAAAGAAAACACUCCCAACGGAUCUAUUGCCCGUGAUCUUCCGCAAUCUAGCCGAGUAUUUACAGUGUGUUCCGAUUGACUGUAUAGCAGGCAGCGUAUGGUUACCAGUGAUACAAGCUCUGGACAGUUUGCUUCGUCGGGUUAUAUUGAUACUAGGUAGCAUCAGUGGUUCCGAGCAUCUGCUUGACAUAAUCGUAGCCGUACUAAAAGUACCCCAACUGUCUAAGAGCAUUUUGGAACCAUUUUCUAAAAUCGUAAGCUACGCCAUACAAAAUCUUCAAUUGACGCAGAGAGUACUCGUUGAAAUUUGCAGCUUGAGUGGACGAGCUUUUGCCAAAGAGCGUGAUAAGCUGUACCUUGGACGGCAAAUCGUUUUUGAUCUAGUGCAAGCACUCAAGUUCAAAAUCAAUGUACCGGAUAACAAUCUGCUGCUUUUGGUAGGAUUUUUACUACAAGACGCUGGUGGAAUUCUGCCAACAGGUAUUAUUGGAGACAUUUCUACCGGCGAAUCGUUUGUUCAUGCGAACUGCAAUAUUUCUGAAUGCAUGAGACAACCCUAUCUUAACGAUAUUCUAGAGUUCUUGGCCGAUUUUCAUACACUGAGUAAAAUUAAGAAUUUGAAAGCGUCAAGCACCACCCCUGGCUUGUGCGAAGACACAAUAGGUGGGGUACUAAAGGGUGCAAUCGCACAGUAUCUUGCACUUGAGAUGUCGCGUGGCAAUUCAAAGGAUAGCCGAACCGUUUCAAAAUAUCUACCAUGGUUGAAUAAUGCACCAUCAUCUUUACAACAAGGUCCAAAAGAAUUCACAGAGUGCGUUGGUCACAUGCGUUUGCUCUCCUGGCUACUGAUGGGUUCACUAACGCACACAGCAUUGAUCGUGCGCCGUAUAGGGGCUGGUACAACAGCACCGCAUCAAACUCACUUGCGGAACAGUGCCCUCAUUAUCCAACCCGUGCCACAAGAAGCCAGUUGUCAUAUUGCCGAUCAUGUGCAAGUAAUUUUUGCUGGAUUUGCAGAACAGUCAAAGACGUCCGUGCUACACAUGUCGUCAUUGUUUCAUGCUUUUACUUUGUGCCAAUUGUGGACGGUUUAUCUUGAGCAAGUGGCAAGUUUGGCAGCAAUUUCAUCGGAAGCAUAUAAUACCACUCUUAGUGUUCUAUUUGAAUUUUGGGCGAAAGUCACUCCAUGCAUCUUGCAACUAGUGUCGCACUCAAAGGUAAACGAAUAUUAAUCAAUGAAAAAACACUUUAAUCAACUACCUUGCUCCUAUCUCUCCUAUAUACAGCUUUCAGAGAGCGUAAACCUUCAUUUCUUGGGUCUUCUGGAAUCGCUGAAGGAAACUAGAUCCACGAUACUGGCGAAAUUGCUGCCGCUUUGGACACCGGUACUUUCGUCUAACACGCAACUGUCCGGUACGCUGCACGUGCGCUUGCAAAACUGUCGCGAUGCCGUUCCUAAUAUUGAGGAACAGGAUUUCCACGCAUCGGAAGCUCUACUGAAAUGGCUACAGCGUCUUCAGUUCAAAAUGGGCCAAAUAGAACUGCAAUCAUCUACGGCCACUCAAUUCUAUUCCAUUUAAGGGCAUUUUGUUAGUUUGUUUGUAUUCAUCUCUUGCUUGCCUAAUGGUAGACUUAUGUUCCCACAUAAGCAAAUAGUCAGUUUAUGCGAUAUCCGUAUCCGGGAGGGAAUCGAUCCAUCUCCGUACUAAUAUAAUGUGUUUAUAAUUGUGUUGCCAAUUAAACCACUAAUAAUUCACGAAUGUGUCUAUAAUUUGAACAGGCCAGCUUGGAUAUGUUUGUUAUUUUUCACUUCGAUAGAGUGCUACCAUUCUAAUGAUAUUCUACCGUAACAGUACGCAUUGCAGAUAUUACAAAAUGUUAAUCUUAAACUUAGACAGAAAUUUUGAAACGGAAAAGCGGUGUUGAAAAUAUACACAUUAGCAUGAAUGUCUAUGUCGCGUGAUUGGAAAAUUGGUAGUAAACCAAUGUCGAUAUUGUGCAACUUGCAAACGAUAUUAACAAAUAAAAAAUGUGCUGAUGAAAGUUUACAAAUGCUUACCAUUAAACU